This is a messenger RNA of Saccostrea echinata, 1396 nucleotides long. RefSeq names its product elongation of very long chain fatty acids protein 4-like. The record is from RefSeq and is a predicted model, not a curated record. Gene Ontology annotation, biological process: fatty acid elongation, polyunsaturated fatty acid; fatty acid elongation, saturated fatty acid; very long-chain fatty acid biosynthetic process. Bases 106 to 816 code for a protein of 236 amino acids. Gene Ontology annotation, molecular function: fatty acid elongase activity. Gene Ontology annotation, cellular component: endoplasmic reticulum membrane. Lineage: Eukaryota; Metazoa; Mollusca; Bivalvia; Ostreida; Ostreidae. The transcript is spliced from 3 exons.
UUUAUUUCUUGGACAGGUGAUAAUGAUCAAUACUAAGCUAAGCUGCAGGUGUAACCUAUAAUACAGCCUCUAUAGAGCAUCAGGUGGAAGAGUCACAUAUGAGUCAUGGCGUUGACACUCGACAGUCUUCUGAGAUUCCUGAGGGUCACGGUUUCUCUACCUUCCUUUCCAGUCUGCUGUUGUUACUUGUUCAUGAUUCUCUUCCUGGCCCCCAUAUGGCAGCGAAAAACAUCUCCAGUACAAAUCCGUCUGAUUCUCAUUCUCCACAACUUUGCCUGCAGUUUGGUCAGUAUCAUUGCCUUUGUCGGUUUCCUAAGGGGAAUUCUCCAAAGUGAUUCAGUGUUCCAAAAGGGUGACUCGAAGAUGCUAAAACCCGUCUAUCGCUUAUACUGGCUGACAAAGCUUCUGGAGCUCUUGGACACCGUAUUCAUGAUUGUGCGGCACAGGCGGCGACAGAUCAGCUUCCUCCACGUCUACCACCACAGCUCCAUCCUCCUGCUCAGUGAUGUGGCGUACCAUAUGUACCCGUGGCCAGGAAUUGCCUUCUAUCUCAUGAACAAUUCCUUUGUUCAUAUUGUAUUGUACACAUACUAUGGCCUAUCAGCUCUUUUUCCCGAGAAGUCAUUCCCCUGGAAAAGACAUAUUACAGAGCUACAGAUAUUCCAAUUUUUCAUAGGAUUUGUGCAUGCCACUAUUGGCUAUGUGUACCAUGGAUUUUGUAUUUAUGGGAUUUUUUAUGGGAUUACUAUGACAGUUUUGUUCUCAAAUUUUUAUUAUAAAGCUUACCUCGCACCAAAAAAAUUGAAAGAAUCUUAAUUAUUUAUUUAAAAAUUUGCUAUGGUUAACAUGUCACACAAAAAAAAUUCCCUAAAUUUAUGAGUUUAAUCGAUUUGCAGAACUUUUUGCUCAAAGAUGUUGAACAGCCUAUAAUUCCAAUUACCGUACAGCAAAAGGAUAUUGUAAUACUCGACAUUUCAACAUUCUCAAAAGCUUUAGUACCAGUAUUUGCUUCAAAUAUGUUUCAAAUUGAUAUUCAUUUUAUUCAACUCUCAGGGAGUAUUUAUUAUUGUAAUCUCUUAAUUAACUCGUACAUGUAUAACACCUUUACCAAAUGUUGCUCGAAAAUAACUGUGAUAUUUUCUUGUGUACAAAGCAACGAUUCUUACAUGUAUGUGUUUAAGUUAAGGGUUUGUGUGACAGCAGGCACUGUAUUCAUCUCCUCAGUUUCUUAGCAUUAUUAGUAUUAUGUGCAAUAGUUGUCAAGUAAUCUUUGUGUAUUAAGCAUGUGUUAGUAAUUGUGAAAAAUUUUAUUGCCAGCAAUCACCAGGUACAUGUACAUGGAUAUCCAUCAAUGAUUCUGUCAACACAUUCUUAUUUGUUGAAAGUACUUUUAUCU